AUGUCCUUCCCCCGGUGCUCCCUGCUGUGGGCUCGGCUCCCGGCGGGGCGCCAGGCCGGGCCCCGGGCGGCUGCCUGCUCUGCCCUUCGCGCCCGCCUCGGGCCCUUUCCCGGGACGGCGAGGCGCGCUCCCGCCCUGACCGCCGCCGCCUCCGCCUCCGCCUCCUCCUCGUCCUCUGCCUCGGGUGGCCCCAGAGCCCCGAACACGUCCUUGUUCGUGCCGCUGACUGUGAAACCCCAGGGCCCCAGCGCCGAUGGCGACAUCGGGGCCGAGCUGACCCGGCCUCUGGACAAGAAUGAAGUAAAGAAGAUCUUAGACAAGUUUUAUAAGAGACAAGAAAUUCAGAAACUGAGUGCUGAUUAUGGACUUGACGCUCGUCUCUUCCACCAGGCUUUCAUUAGCUUUCGAAAUUACAUCAUGCAGUCGCAUUCCCUGGAUGUGGACAUUCACAUUGUUCUGAACGACAUUUGCUUCAGUGCAGCCCAUGUGGAUGACUUAUUCCCAUCCUUCCUGAGACAUGCCAAACAGAUAUUUCCUGUCCUGGAAUGUAAGGAAGACCUUCGUAAGAUCAGCGAUUUGAGACUACCACCGAACUGGUACCCAGAAGCCAGAGCCAUACAACGGAAGAUAAUAUUUCAUUCGGGUCCCACAAACAGUGGAAAGACUUACCAUGCAAUCCAGAAGUACUUGUCAGCCAAAUCUGCAGUGUAUUGUGGCCCUUUAAAAUUAUUGGCACAUGAGAUCUUCGAAAAGACUAAUGCUGCUGGUGUGCCAUGUGAUUUGGUAACAGGUGAGGAGCGGGUGACGGUGGAUGCGGAUGGGAAACAGGCUGCCCACGUUGCUUGUACUGUGGAGAUGUGCAGCGUGACCACCCCUUAUGAAGUGGCUGUCAUCGAUGAAAUCCAAAUGAUCAGAGAUCCUGCCAGAGGCUGGGCCUGGACUAGAGCACUUCUAGGACUGUGUGCUGAGGAAGUCCAUCUGUGCGGAGAAUCUGCUGCUAUUGACCUGGUCACUGAGCUUCUGUACACAACUGGGGAGGAAGUAGAGGUUCAGAACUAUGAGAGGCUCACUCCCAUUUCUGUGUUGGACCAUGCUCUAGAAUCUCUGGAUAAUCUUCGGCCGGGGGACUGCAUUGUUUGUUUUAGCAAGAAUGAUAUUUAUUCUGUGAGCCGACAGAUUGAACUUCGGGGAUUGGAGUUAGCUGUUAUAUAUGGUAGUCUCCCACCAGGGACCAAACUGGCUCAAGCAAAAAAGUUUAAUGAUCCCAGUGAUCCGUGCAAAAUCCUGGUUGCUACAGAUGCAAUUGGCAUGGGACUUAACUUGAGCAUAAAGAGAAUUAUUUUUUACUCCCUUAUAAAGCCCAGCAUCAAUGAAAAGGGAGAGAAGGAAAUCGAGCCGAUCACCACCUCACAAGCCCUACAGAUCGCCGGCAGAGCUGGUCGAUUCAGCUCACGGUUUAAAGAAGGAGAGGUUACAACAAUGUAUCGUGACGACCUCGGUUUAUUGAAGGAAAUUUUGAAUAGGCCUGUGGAUCCUAUAAGGGCAGCUGGUCUCCACCCCACCGCCGAGCAGAUUGAGAUGUUCGCCUACCAUCUUCCCGAGACAACGCUUUCGAAUCUCAUUGAUAUUUUUGUAGACUUCUCCCAAGUUGACGGGCAGUACUUUGUCUGCAACCUGGAUGACUUCAAGUUUUCUGCAGAGCUGAUCCAGCACAUCCCACUGAACCUGCGUGUGCGGUAUGUGUUCUGCACGGCCCCCAUCAACAAGAGGCAGCCAUUCGUCUGCUCCUCCUUGUUACAGUUUGCCAGGCAGUACAGCAGGAAUGAGCCCCUGACCUGUGCGUGGUUAUGCCGCUACAUCAAAUGGCCUUUACUUCCACCUAAGAAUAUUAAAGACCUCAUGGAUCUCGAAGCUGUCCACGAUGUCUUUGAUCUGUACCUAUGGCUAAGCUACCGGUUCAUGGAUAUGUUUCCAGAUGCCAGCCUUGUUCGAGAACUCCAGAAAGAACUGGAUGCCAUCAUCCAAGGUGGGGUGCACAACAUCACCAAAUUGAUUAAGACUUCUGAGACACGUAAGCUUUUGAAUCUGGAGAACUUGCCAGGGAGCCAGCCAUGUUUGUCAGGAACCUCGAAGAGCCAGGCAAGAAGGACACGUGGCACCAAAAGUUCAGGGGCCCGAACUGCCCAGCAGCCGAGCUCCGGCUCCGGGGAGCUGCCGCUUGCCUCCCGGUUGGUGCAGCAAGGACUGCUCACCCCGGCCAUGCUGAAGCAGCUCCAGAAGGAGUGGCUGACACAGAGUCCUGAGCACAGCAAAGAAAAGGCCGGGACGAGAAGAAAGAAGAAGGACUCCAAUUCUGAUUAGGAUUUGAUUUUUUAAUUUUGCAAUUAAAAAUCUAUCUUAAAUCCUC
Jaculus jaculus (lesser Egyptian jerboa) is the source of this 2407-nucleotide messenger RNA. It is a transcript of the gene Supv3l1, whose product is annotated as Suv3 like RNA helicase. The transcript has 15 exons. The record is from RefSeq and is a predicted model, not a curated record. NCBI's taxonomy places the organism in Eukaryota, Metazoa, Chordata, Mammalia, Rodentia, Dipodidae. Bases 1 to 2361 code for a protein of 786 amino acids. Gene Ontology annotation, cellular component: mitochondrial degradosome. Gene Ontology annotation, molecular function: RNA helicase activity; ATP binding; hydrolase activity, acting on acid anhydrides. Gene Ontology annotation, biological process: RNA catabolic process; mitochondrial RNA 3'-end processing.